AUGAAAAAAAUCGUUAUUUUAUGGAUCAGUGUUGUUGUAGUUUUUUGUAAAUUUUCAGAAAUGAACCUUGAAUCAAGUCUUCAUGAAAAUGGAUCAGUAUAUGGAUGGAGAGAAGAGGAAUAGAAGAUGUUUUAAAAUUGGGUAAAAGAUAAUUAGAGAACAUAUAAUAACGAAUUUGAAAUGAUCUAUAGAAUGGAAGUAUUUGUGAAGAACUAUAGAGCAAUGAAAGUAUUAUAAAAUAGUAAUAAAUCAAAUAGCAUCAUAAUGAAUAAUUACCAAAAGAUGUUUGGGGAUUAAACAAUUUUGCAGAUGAAACAAAUGAAGAAUUAGUUGAUAAAUUAUUUAUGAAGAGAGAUUUUGAAAGUCAUUAUGAAUUAUUCAAUGAAGAUGAUAUAAAUGAAAUAAGAUCAGAUGCUUUGAGUCAUAAUUCAUUUUUAUAAUCUGAUAAAAAAGUUGUUGUUGUUAAGAAAGCAGUAAAAUAAGUAGAAAAAGUAGUUGAACAAGUUAAGAAUCCUCCUAGUUUAGAUUGGUUGAAAUAGGUAAAGAUAAUAUUAAUAAUAUUAAGAUUACUGAAGUUCAAUAAUAAGGAAGAUGUGGUAGUUGUUGGGCAUUUGCAGUAUCUGAUGUUACAAUUAGUAGAUUAUCUAUAGCUAAUAAAAAUAAGUUAGAUUAAUUAUCUAAAACUCAUUUAAUUGAUUGUGCAGAUGGAAAUACUGCAGGAUGUGAUGGAGGAUCUGUUGGUGAUGCUUUUGAAUUUAUAAAUAAUUAUGGAACUGUUUAUGAAAAAGAUUAUAGAGAAUAUGAUUAAAAAGAAGAUGAAUGUACAAAACCUAAAGGAAGUAUAGGAUAUAAACAAUUUUAAUCAAUUGAAGGAUUAAGUAAAUUUACAAAUGAUGACAUUGAAACUGCUAUGUAAGAUGGACCUGUUGCUGCUCUUAUGUAUGCAGAUGAAAGUUGGUUAAGAUAUAAAUCUGGGAUUAUUAAUACUUGUAAUUAUCCUAAAGUUUCUAAUUAUUAACAUGUUGUUGUUAUUGUCGCAUAUGAUACUUAAACAUGGUUUGUUAAAAACUCUUGGGGACAAUAAUGGGGUAUGGAAGGCUUUUUUUAAGUUUAAAAGAAUGGAGAUGAUAACUGUCUUGAUAAAAUUAAGAAAAUUACCUUCCCAGAGAUUUGA
This is a messenger RNA of Paramecium sonneborni, 1174 nucleotides long. NCBI's taxonomy places the organism in Eukaryota, Ciliophora, Oligohymenophorea, Peniculida, Parameciidae. The record is from the annotation of a GenBank genome assembly.